This is a messenger RNA of Aspergillus niger, 294 nucleotides long. RefSeq lists its product as hypothetical. The record is from RefSeq and is a predicted model, not a curated record. The transcript is spliced from 3 exons. The coding region runs from base 1 to 294 and encodes 97 amino acids. NCBI's taxonomy places the organism in Eukaryota, Fungi, Ascomycota, Eurotiomycetes, Eurotiales, Aspergillaceae.
AUGAUGACAGAUGUGCCAGACCAGCGGGUAAAAAUGGUGUCCUUGAACCCCGAGAUCGACACCAACCAACUAAAUGACCUGCCAUUCGCGCUAUUAACUACCCUGCCUAUUUUAGAGCGUGGUUGUACAACAGCUGGAUUUAAAGCUAUGGGUAGCGUCACAUGGAAUCAAUCUGAAAUCCGCCUCCACUCGAUCGACCCCACUUAUGAAGAAAGCCAAGACUUUCUUCGAAGUAUAUCGGCGAUGUUAUUGUCUUCUUUCCCUCGUGCGGAGAGUGGUCAACGACACCACUAG